CGUACCUGAUCUUCCACUCCGGUCUCCGAAGGUCACUCACGUCCGUUCGAAAAUGCUGUCAAGAACAUCACUUAUUGCAAGACAGGUUGGGAAAUCGGCUGCUGCCUGUCAGUCGGUCCGCCAUGGGAGCUGGAACAACAGGGAGACUGCUGUCAAAUAUAACAAUGACAUGGACUGUUUACCAAUCCCACAGGGUUCCUAUCAGGCAAAUUAUAAGGCCAUGGAUUUCAGGUCUAACUGGCAAAUAGCUGUCCUGUUAGGUGUUAACAUCGCAUUAUAUCAAAUUAUAAAGUCUGUCUAUCCUAACACAGAUGAUAGAGGCAAGCCUACUACCUACAAAAUUGAUCCACCUGUCUACGACACUUACGAUAAUUAACCCCAAGGAGAAAAUAGUGAAUGUGUGUUCUUUUGAAUAUAUUGAUGUAUUUCACUUGAUAAAAGUUCAGUGUUGAAUUAAAAAUAAGUACAGUGUAUAAGGAAAAUAGGACUACUUUGACAUUAAAAAUUCAUAGCUGCAAAGUACAUCACAUUUUGGAAGAUUGAACAUUGAGUCAAUAUUAAACUUGAAUUGUGAUGCAAAAUGUCCAUACUGUAGAUACUGAACUGUACAGAAUGUUUGAUAAUUAUUGUUAAAGUUUUAGGAGAGUAUUUGUGCUGUAAAUUUAAUUAACACUGGUAAAAAUUGAAUAAAAAAUACAAAUAUUUUA
This is a messenger RNA of Pecten maximus, 707 nucleotides long. RefSeq lists its product as uncharacterized. The record is from RefSeq and is a predicted model, not a curated record. Bases 53 to 376 code for a protein of 107 amino acids. NCBI's taxonomy places the organism in Eukaryota, Metazoa, Mollusca, Bivalvia, Pectinida, Pectinidae. The transcript has 3 exons.